Saccostrea cuccullata (small rock oyster) is the source of this 1512-nucleotide messenger RNA. Its product is annotated as cytochrome P450 1A2-like. The coding region runs from base 1 to 1512 and encodes 503 amino acids. The transcript has 6 exons. Gene Ontology annotation, biological process: hormone biosynthetic process; progesterone metabolic process. Lineage: Eukaryota; Metazoa; Mollusca; Bivalvia; Ostreida; Ostreidae. The record is from RefSeq and is a predicted model, not a curated record. Gene Ontology annotation, molecular function: steroid 17-alpha-monooxygenase activity; heme binding; iron ion binding.
AUGUUGGAAUAUACACUUGCAGUUUUGAUUGUGAUUUUGUGUGGAUUUACUUUUGUUAAAAACUUUCUAAUUAAAUCAAACAGUCUAGGUCCCCCGGGACCAAAAGAAUGGCCAAUCAUAGGUUCGGUGCUAGAUGUCGACAUCUCAAAAUUGCACUUAAAACUUUAUGAAUGGACGCAACUGUAUGGCGAUGUAUUUCAAUUUCAAUUGUUUGGCCAAAAAUUUGUCAGCAUAAAUUCGGUAGAAAUUCUGAGAGAUUUGUUUUUAAAAGAACCAAAUGCCACUAUUGCUUCUGACUGUCCUUUGACAUUCACCGGUAAAUAUGCUUACAAUGAUUAUGCAGAUGUUGGAUUUUCAUCACCAAGUGUACUGUGGACAAAGCGAAGGAAACUUGCAUUCCAACUUCUGCAUACCUAUGGAAAGGGAUUAACUUGCUUAGAAGGUCAAAUAUUGAAAAAUCUACAGACAUUUAAGGAUAAUAUUCGGGUUUUAUCUGGGAAGAAUAUUUACCCUGUGGAUUUCGUGGAUGACUUUAUUUUCAGUACUGUUGAAGUUUUGAUAAUUGGUCGUAGUUUUGGAAAAGGGAGUCAGCUGAGAAAUCUUCUCAUAAAACAAAAUGAUUUGCUGAACGAAGUUGCUAACCCAGGCACCGAUUCCAUCUUCGCUCUGUUUCCCUUUCUACGACAUUUUCCUCUGUCUGGAUCAUUGGCCUUGUGGGAACUUAAAAAAUCACAGAGUUGUUUGUUGGAUCUAUUAGAUACGCUGUUGGAAGAAGAAUGUGAAGAAAGAGGAAUAUAUCACACAAUGAAGGAAGUAAUGAAAGAAGAAGACAAGAACGGGAAACCCUGGUUCACGAAAGUAAACCUGGCAGCAUUAUUACUAAAUCUUGUUACAGCCAGUUUCCUGACAACUAGAGGAACACUUCUUUCACUAGUACAUAUACUUGCAAAGAGACCAGAACUUCAGAAAGCCCUACAAAAGGAGGUGGACGAUGUUAUAGGAACCAGACGGGAACCCAGACUGUCUGACAGGGAAAAUUGUCCGACGCUCGAGGCUGUCAUUCUAGAGACUUUGCGAUCCAUUUCCCAUUUACCAGUCUUUGUUUUCCACUCAAGCUCCGAUUCUUUGACAAUUGGUGACUAUCAAAUAGAUAAAAAUACAGUGAUUAUUCCAAAUGGAUGGACAAUGCAUCAUAGCGAAAAAUACUGGGAGGACCCGUUCACUUUUAGACACCAGCGCUUUCUAGACAACGAUGGUCAGCUAUUGGCUGCAACUCAUCCAAUCAGGAAAAGGUUGGUGGCAUUUGGACUAGGCAAAAGAAGUUGCAUAGGAGAAGUAUUUGCAAAAUCCCGUAUCUUUCUUUUCUUGUCUACAUUGAUGCAAACAAUAACGAUAGCUGAACCUGAAGGCAAACCCUUACCAGACCUCGAUCCGAGAGAAAUGAUUCCAGGACUUGUCUUACAAGCACAACCAUUUGAAGUUCGUUUUUUACUUCGAAAGACUGAAAAAUGA